Triticum aestivum (bread wheat) is the source of this 1806-nucleotide messenger RNA. Its product is annotated as probable indole-3-pyruvate monooxygenase YUCCA9. NCBI's taxonomy places the organism in Eukaryota, Viridiplantae, Streptophyta, Magnoliopsida, Poales, Poaceae. The record is from RefSeq and is a predicted model, not a curated record. The transcript is spliced from 2 exons. Gene Ontology annotation, molecular function: flavin adenine dinucleotide binding; N,N-dimethylaniline monooxygenase activity; NADP binding. Bases 90 to 1349 code for a protein of 419 amino acids.
UCCAUCCUCUCUUCCUCUUCCUCUUCUCCGUCGACCAUCCACUGGUUCCGGCCACUGCUAGCUCCGACGGAGUCUACAUAGAUACGUGCAUGAUGGCGGCAUCGCGCACCAUGUGGGUGAACGGCCCCAUCAUCGUGGGCGCGGGCCCGGCGGGCAUCGCGGCGGCGGCGUGCCUGCACACGCGCGGGGUCCCCUCCGUCGUGCUCGACCGCGACGACUGCCUCGCCUCGCUCUGGCAGCGCCGCACCUACGACCGCCUCCGCCUCCACCUGCCCAAGCACUUCUGCCAGCUCCCGGGGAUGCCCUUCCCCGACCACUACCCGGAGUACCCCAGCAAGCACCAGUUCGUCGCCUACCUCGAGUCCUACGCCGCCGCCUUCCACGUCCGCCCCCGCUUCCGCCAGUCCGUCGUCUGCGCCCGCUUCGACAGCGCCGCCGGCCUCUGGCGGGUCCAGGCCUCCGACGACGACACCGGGGUCGUCACGGAGUACAUCGGGCGGUGGCUGGUGGUGGCCACGGGCGAGAACGCGGAGCGCGUCAUCCCGGACCUGGACGGCGCCGACGCCUUCAAGGGCCCCGUGUCCCACGUGUCCGAGUACAAGUCCGGCGAGCCGUACAGGGGGAAGCGCGUGCUGGUGGUCGGCUGCGGCAACUCGGGCAUGGAGGUGUGCCUGGACCUGUGCGACCAUGGCGCGCGGCCGUCCAUGGUGGUGCGCGACGGCGUGCACGUGCUCCCGCGCGAGAUGCUCGGCGUCGCCACCUUCUCCGUGGCCGUCUUCCUGCUCCGCUUCCUGCCGCUCCGGCUGGUGGACCGCCUGCUGGUGCUCCUCGCGGGGCUCUUCCUCGGCGGAGACCUCGCGAGGCUCGGCCUGCGGAGGCCGUCCCACGGGGGCCCGCUGGAGCUGAAGAACAGCAAGGGGCGGACGCCGGUGCUGGACAUCGGCGCGCUGGAGAAGAUCCGGGCCGGGGAGAUCAAGAUCGUGCCCGGGGUGAGAAGGAUGGAGGCCGGCGGCGCGGAGCUGGUGGACGGGCGGUUCGUGGCGGCCGACGCCGUGAUCCUGGCCACCGGCUACCACAGCAACGUCCCACAGUGGCUCAAGGGAAGCGACUUCUUCAGUGGGGAGGGGUACCCCAAGGUGGAGUUCCCGGAGGGGUGGAAGGGCGAGUCGGGGCUAUACUCUGUCGGCUUCACGCGCCGGGGCCUCGCUGGGCUCUCCCUCGACGCUGUCAGGGUCGCCAGCGACAUCGCAGCCGAGUACCACACCACGUCGCCGUCGACGCGGUCGUCGUCGUCCUCUAUGGUGCCGCAACCAACACAGCUGGUGCCCUGCUCACAAGCAGAGACAUGAUCAUCCUGAAUCCUGAACCAACAACAAGGCAAUACGGAAGGCCAGAGCAUGGAUCUGAAGCCGGACGCACGCAUGCUUCACUGCUUCAGACAGACAUCCCCACCCCACCCCACUGGAAGGAAACAAAGGGGGGGUGUCGCUGUCGCUGAAUGGUUCGAGAGGCCAUCCAUAGCCGGCCGGAGUGCCAUAGAUAGAUAGAUGAAGCACCGGAUCGAUCGACAACUUAUUAACAGUAAGAAAGAAAGACAGAGCCCAAAUUUUGGCGUGUUGAUGGGCCCUGCAUCUGCAGGAAGGCAGGAUCAUCUUCUCCCUCUCACUCUCUAAUUAAUGUAAAUGUACAGCUGAGCUAGCCUAGCCUCUUUUGGUUGUAAUAAAUCGGUGACUGUGCUGUGCAUAUAAAUCUGCUGGAUGCUGCUGACCUGCACCUUGUUCAAUUCACAAUGAGAGUGACCUAGCU